Molecule: messenger RNA, 1525 nt
Organism: Microthlaspi erraticum
Lineage: Eukaryota; Viridiplantae; Streptophyta; Magnoliopsida; Brassicales; Brassicaceae
Source: the annotation of a GenBank genome assembly
AUGGGAUCAAUAUCCAUCGAUCUCACAGACGCUGUCAACGAGAAUGAUAUGGCCAAAUGUAAUCAUUUCUCCAUACGUGGAUACGUAGCUGAGGCAUUUGAGAAUGAUAUGACACAAUGCUGGCCGUUCUCGAAGAAGAGUUAUAGGUUGAUGGAGCAAGGAAUCUAUCCUCUUCCUCCUUUGUCUGUUCCAAAUGAUAGACGGCAUGAUUGCACGAGCUGCAUCAGAGAUAUUCUUGCUGGUAGGCCAAAAGAUCCUGAACUGCGUUCAUACCCAAGAAAUAGAAGCCGGAAAAGCGUCCCUAGAAGAUCUUCCCCUGGUCCAAGCAAUAGGAAUGCUCUAGCUGUCGUUGCAGGUAACGCUGUUGAGCAGAAUGAGAAUCAAAACCCUGAAAGAUCUCAACAAGCAACUGCUGAGGAGAAUGAAAUUGUAAUCUGCGCUAGAAGGUCUUCCCCUAGUCCAAGCAAAUUGAAUGCUCUAGCUGUCGUUGCAGGUAACGCUGUAGAAGAGGAUGCGAAUGUAAACAGUGGAAGAUCUCAGCAAUAUGAUCUUACUACUGUCGAAGAGAAUGAGAAUGUAAUCUGCGCUAGAAGUUCUUCCCCUAGUUCAAGCAAAAUGAAUGCUCUAGCUGUCGUUGCAGGUAACGCUGUAGAGGAGGAUGAGAAAGACGAUCACACAAAUGUCGAGGAGACUCCGAAUGUGAACUGUGAAAAACAGCAGAAAGAUGAUCGUACUCGUACAGCUUCAACGUCUCUCAAGAGAGUUCGUCCUUCUCAUACCGUUAGGAACAAGAGCAAAAAGCUCGAGAUCCGGGAGCCGGCAGGCAACGAGAGAUCUAAAGCAAAAGCAAACAAAGCACCAAAGGAUGUUAGCCGCCGGAAAGACAAACAAAUUAUGGUUGAGGAGGCUGUGUCAUCUGAGAUAGCUGGUGUGGCUGAGGACACACCGCCUGCGGCAACCAAGAAACGUAAAGGCGAUAAUGUGCCAUCGGAGAGUAUAGAUCCUGACAUGAGUGAGCCGCAGCCUAAGAAAGCUCGCAAGUCUCGUCUGAUGAGCGAUUUGGUUGGUGGAGCCAAGAGAAAAGCCAGUGCUGGUCGUAAGCCGGUUAGAGGUAGAAAGGGAAAGAUGCUCCCUCAAGCCAGCCGGAAACUGAGCUGUGGCAGCGAGUCAACUGAGAGUGGGUCUGAAAGGGAUCCCAUCAAAGGCAAGCAAAGAAACAAGAAGUUUCAAGUGGUUGACGUGAGCGACACAGAUCACGGUGAUAGUAGUUUUCUAUCGGUUCCUUGUCCUCCGAGUAAGAAGAGAACAAAGAGGAAGCAGAUUGUAGCCAAGAGGAAUAGUAACAAGGUGGUAGCUGAUAAAGCGAAGAGUACCGGAACGGAUGAAGGAACUUUGGUUAAACCGCGAACCGGUCCUUCCACAAACGCAAUUUCUCAACCUACUCUAGAUUUAUCAAAUGAGGUUGACGACCGUUUGGCGGAGAAUGAUCAUGGUUCCUCUUCUAAAUCCAACACUGGUGAAGUGA